Propithecus coquereli (Coquerel's sifaka) is the source of this 2727-nucleotide messenger RNA. RefSeq names its product transforming growth factor, beta-induced, 68kDa (gene TGFBI). Lineage: Eukaryota; Metazoa; Chordata; Mammalia; Primates; Indriidae. The coding region runs from base 66 to 2117 and encodes 683 amino acids. Gene Ontology annotation, cellular component: extracellular matrix. The record is from RefSeq and is a predicted model, not a curated record. Gene Ontology annotation, biological process: cell adhesion; extracellular matrix organization. The transcript has 17 exons. Gene Ontology annotation, molecular function: cell adhesion molecule binding.
UACUUAACGUGGCCGGCGGCCGAGGCGCCCGCACUUCCCGAGCCUCGCCGCCGCCGACCCGCUCCAUGGCGCUCCUCGUGCGGCUGCUGGCUGUCGCCCUGGCGCUGGCCCUGGGCCCCGCCGCGACCCUGGCGGGCCCCGCCAAGUCGCCCUACCAGCUGGUGCUGCAGCACAGCCGGCUCCGGGGCCGCCAGCACGGCCCGAACGUGUGCGCUGUGCAGAAGCUCAUUGGCACCAACAAAAAGUACUUCACCAACUGCAAGCAGUGGUACCAGAGGAAGAUCUGCGGCAAAUCGACAGUUAUCAGCUACGAGUGCUGUCCUGGAUAUGAAAAGGUCCCCGGAGAGAAGGGCUGUCCAGCAGCCCUGCCACUCUCAAACCUUUACGAGACCCUGGGCGUCGUUGGAUCGACCACCACCCAGCUGUACACGGACCGCACGGAGAAGCUGAGGCCCGAGAUGGAGGGCCCCGGCAGCUUCACCAUCUUCGCCCCCAGCAACGAGGCCUGGGCCUCCCUGCCUGCUGAAGUGCUGGACUCCCUGGUCAGCAACGUCAACAUCGAGCUGCUCAACGCCCUUCGCUACCACAUGGUGGGCCGGCGGGUCCUGACGGACGAGCUGAAGCACGGCAUGGCCCUCACCUCCAUGUACCAGAACUCCAACAUCCAGAUCCACCACUAUCCCAACGGGAUCGUCACCGUCAACUGUGCCCGGCUGCUGAAAGCCGACCACCACGCAACCAAUGGAGUGGUGCACCUCAUCGACAAGGUCAUCUCCACCGUCACCAACAACAUCCAGCAGAUCAUCGAGAUUGAGGACACCUUCGAGACCCUGCGGGCUGCCGUGGCCGCGUCAGGGCUCAACACCGUGCUCGAGGGUGACGGCCAGUUCACGCUCUUGGCCCCUACCAAUGAAGCCUUUGAGAAGAUCCCUGCUGAGACCCUGAACCGGAUCCUGGGCGACCCAGAGGCCCUCAGAGACCUCCUGAACAACCACAUCCUGAAGUCGGCCAUGUGUGCCGAAGCCAUCGUCGCAGGGCUGUCCAUGGAGACCCUGGAGGGCACCACACUGGAGGUGGGCUGCAGUGGGGACAUGCUCACCAUCAACGGGAAGGCCAUCAUCUCCAACAAAGACAUCCUGGCCACCAACGGGGUCAUCCACUUCAUCGACGAGCUGCUCAUCCCAGACUCAGCCAAGACGCUGUUUGAGUUGGCUGCAGAGUCUGACGUUUCCACAGCCAUUGACCUUUUUAGACAAGCUGGCCUUGGCACUCAUCUCUCCGGCAGCGAGCGGGUGACCCUCCUGGCUCCCCUGAAUUCUGUAUUCAAAGACGGAACCCCUCCAAUUAAUGCCAAUACGAAGAACUUGCUUCUGAACCACAUAAUUAAAGACCAGCUGGCCUCCAAGUAUCUGUACCAUGGACAGACCCUGGAGACCCUGGGCGGCAAAAAACUGAGAGUGUUUGUUUAUCGUAAUAGCCUGUGCAUCGAGAACAGCUGCAUCGCUGCCCACGACAAGAGGGGGCGCUACGGGACCCUGUUCACCAUGGACCGGGUGCUGACUCCCCCCAUGGGGACCGUCAUGGAUGUCCUGAAGGGGGACAGUCGUUUUAGCACGCUGGUCGCCGCCAUCCAGUCUGCGGGGCUGACGGAGACCCUCAACCGAGAAGGGGUCUACACAGUCUUUGCCCCCACAAAUGAAGCCUUCCAAGCCAUGCCACCAGGAGAACUGAACAAACUGUUGGGAAAUGCCAAGGAACUUGCCAACAUCCUGAAAUACCACGUUGGCGAUGAAAUCCUGGUCAGUGGAGGCAUUGGGGCCCUGGUGCGGCUGAAGUCUCUCCAAGGUGACAAGCUGGAAGUCAGCUCGAAAAACAACGUGGUGAAUGUCAACAAGGAGCCCGUGACCGAAGCCGACAUCAUGGCCACGAACGGCGUGGUCCACGCCAUCACCAGCGUCCUGCAGCCGCCAGCCAACAAACCUCAGGAACGAGGGGAUGAACUUGCAGACUCCGCGCUUGAGAUCUUCAGACAGGCCUCGGCGUUCUCCAGGGCUUCCCAGAGGUCCGUGCGACUAGCCCCCGUCUAUCAGAUGUUACUGGAGAGGAUGAAGCAUUAGCACGAAGGACCGCCGCAGUAAUGCACCUCGGCAGCUCCCCGCCAGUUUCUCUCAGUUUGCCAAAGAGACUGCCUGAAUGUUUCUGAAACCAGAUACCACACUUCAAUGUGCCUGGGCCAAACCAUAACGAGAUCCGAGCCUCGGGCGGGUCAGGGAGGAGGGAAAGAGAUGUACUUUUUUAUUUUUUCUUCUCCCUAAACAUGGCUGUUAACCCACUGCAUGCAGAAACUUGGAUGUCACUGCCUGACAUUCACUUCCAGAGAGUCCCUGCCCCCAACAUGGAAUUUCCUGCCUAUGCCAAGUGCCUGAAAAAGGGGGCUGCAGGGUUGUGGGGCUCAGAAGACAUGAAUCAAGCAAUGCAGCGUUACGGGAAGUCCUGGCCUGGUUUUCGUAAAGCUCUUGCACAGCUGGAGAAAUGGCAUCAUUAUAAGCUGAGUUGAACUGUUCUGUCAAACUGUUCUGUCAAAGGGGUCUCACAUCUACAUGUGGCUUGGACGCUUCUAUGGGGCCCUGUCCAGGUAGAAAAGAAAUGGUAUGUAGAGCAUAUAGAGUGCAGAUUUCUCAAGUGUGACGGCGCCAUGGUGUGUUUGUAAUAAUAAAACCAAAGAAA